AUGGCUGCCGACACUUCAGAUAGCGUCUGUCCCACGCUCCGCGAUGAACCCCUCUCGGAUGAAAAGCCCAAUGAUGACGCUGCUUCAACACCAAGCCAAGGCGAUGAAGAGAACCAGGAUUGCACGACAGACGACCCGGGUGAACCUCCAGACGGCGGCUUACAAGCCUGGCUGCAAGUCGUAACAGGGCAUCUCGUCGCGUUCAACUCAUGGGGCUACCUCAUCAGCUUCGGCAUCUUCCAGCCCUAUUACGAAUCCGAAUUCUCCCUCCCGCCAUCAACGAUCUCUUGGAUCGGCAGCUUAGAAGUCUGUCUCAUUUUCUUCAUCGGCACAUUCUCCGGCCGAGCUUUCGACGCAGGAUACUACCGUACUGCCCUCGCAGUCGGCCUCUUCCUCCAAAUAUUAGCCAUCUUCAUGACCAGCAUCGCAUCAUCGUACUGGCAAGUCCUUCUCGCCCAAGGAAUCUGCCAAGGCUUAGGGAACGGAAUCAUCUUCGCACCGACGAUAGCAAACAUGUCGACGUAUUUUACUAGUAAAAAGACUAUCGCUAUAUCUGCUGGUGCAUGCGGCGCUGGCACGGGAGGAAUUGUGUUUCCGCUGAUUGCGCAGCAACUUCUCCCCAAGAUCGGGUUUCGCUGGACUGUGAGAGUCAUGGGAUUGGUAGUUGCUGUGUCGUCGAUGAUUAUAAUGAUCAUUGCGAAAACGAGGCUCAAGGCGAGAAAGGCUGGGCCGCUUGUUGAAUGGGCUGCGUUCAAGGAGCCAGCGUAUGUCCUCUUUGCGGCGGCAAUGUUCUUUACCUUGUGGCCGACCUGGAUCUCCUACAACUAUGUGAGUCUUGUCUCAUUUGACAUCUGUGGCAAGUGCUGA
This is a messenger RNA of Fusarium musae, 867 nucleotides long. RefSeq lists its product as uncharacterized. The transcript has a single exon. Lineage: Eukaryota; Fungi; Ascomycota; Sordariomycetes; Hypocreales; Nectriaceae. The coding region runs from base 1 to 867 and encodes 288 amino acids. The record is from RefSeq and is a predicted model, not a curated record. Gene Ontology annotation, cellular component: fungal-type vacuole membrane. Gene Ontology annotation, molecular function: transmembrane transporter activity. Gene Ontology annotation, biological process: transmembrane transport.